Molecule: messenger RNA, 3448 nt
Organism: Hyla sarda
Lineage: Eukaryota; Metazoa; Chordata; Amphibia; Anura; Hylidae
Gene: GGT1
Product: gamma-glutamyltransferase 1
Exons: 13
Coding region: 261-1991 (576 amino acids)
Biological process (GO): regulation of inflammatory response; peptide modification; glutathione catabolic process
Cellular component (GO): plasma membrane
Molecular function (GO): glutathione gamma-glutamate hydrolase
Source: RefSeq, a predicted model, not a curated record
AGUAGUCAUAGCUCAGGACAUGAGAGCUGUAUGUAAACUGCCGGCACAUGUGCUCUACGGACAGAGUGCAGCGCUUUUGUGACAUGCGACUCACGUCACUAGGAUGUGGAGUCUCAGAAUAUGAAUAUGCUAACUAAGGGGACAGCUGAUUAAGAAGACAGAAAGAAGCAGGGGUGGCCAGCCAGUGGUGCGACUCCCUGAAUUCAGUAGGUGAACAUCGCCAGCCAAUAUUUUAGGAACCACAGCACCAAUUAUAAGCCAUGGGGAGACGUGCAGUGAUCAUAGGAAUUCUGACUGCCCUAGUGUUGGCACUUACUCUGUUUUUGGGAUUGUUCUUUGGACUGCGCACUCAACCUGUUUCUGUUCCACACAUCUAUGAAAGAGCAGCUAUAGCAACAGAUGCUGGGAAAUGCUCCGAGAUUGGCAGGGAUGUUCUUAAAGAAGGUGGCUCAGCAGUGGACUCUUCUAUAGCUGCCCUCAUCUGUGCUGGUCUUAUGAAUGCUCAUAGCAUGGGCAUUGGAGGAGGAGUGAUCUUUACUAUAUAUGAUCCAAAAACAGGUAAGGCUGAAGUGAUAAAUGCUCGUGAAACUGCGCCAAUGAAUGCCACAGAGAAUAUGUUUGGGAACAGCACUGCGUUAUCACAAAAAGGGGGCUUGUCUAUAGCAGUGCCAGGGGAGAUUAGGGGAUACCAAAUAGCACACCAACGGCAUGGCAAGUUACCAUGGAAACGUUUGUUUGAACCAAGCAUUAAGUUAGCUCGUGAGGGAUUCCCUGUUGGCCUGGGUCUAUCCCAGGGUCUUACUUCAGCCAAGGCAGUUAUUGAACAAGACAAGUCACUUUGUGAGGUAUUUUGUAAUGCACAGGGAAAAGCCUUGCAGGAAGGAGAUAUUGUGAAGUUUCCUAAACUAGCAGACACUCUUCAGGUCCUGGCGGAUGAUCCUGAUUCCUUCUAUACUGGCGCACUUGCCAAGCAGAUUGUAAGAGACAUCCAGCAAGCUGAUGGAAUUAUUACAGAGGAAGAUCUGAGAAAUUAUCAAGUUGAUGUCAACGAGGAGCCGCUUAGUUUCCAGCUAGGAGACUAUAGUCUAAUCAGCCCUACUGCGCCUCUGAGUGGUCCUGUCCUUGGACUCAUACUGAACAUUCUAAAAGGUUUUAGCUUUUCUGCCCAGAGUAUAAAGCCUGCAUCUCUUGGACUGACCUACCACCGCAUAGUAGAAGCUUUCCGUUUUGCCUAUGCUAAAAGAACUCUGCUAGCUGAUCCCAAGUUUGUGGAUAUAACAGAGCUGUAUUCCUCCUUGCAGGUAAUGAAGAACAUAACUUCGGAUAACUUUGCUGCAAAUCUAAGAGAUAAAAUUUCAAACAAUACCACCCACCCAUCAGAAUACUAUGAGCCCAUAUUCUACACUCCAGAAAACCAUGGCACAGCACACCUGUCAGUUGUGGCAGAUGAUGGAAGUGCUGUGUCUGCCACCAGCACCAUCAAUCAAUACUUUGGAUCUAAGGUUCGCUCCAAUGUAACUGGGAUCAUCUUCAAUAAUGAGAUGGAUGAUUUUAGCUCACCACUCAUAACCAAUGGAUUUGGUGUUCCACCCUCACCAGCUAAUUUUAUCAGACCGGGUAAACGUCCUCAGUCUUCCAUGUGUCCAUCAAUCAUACUGGAUAAGGACAGAAACGUACAUAUGGUGAUUGGAGCUUCUGGAGGGACUAAAAUCACCACAUCAACAGCACUGACCAUUAUAAAUUCACUAUGGUUUGGCUAUGAUAUAAAGAAUGCAGUGGAGCUGGCACGGGUGCAUAAUCAGCUAUUCCCUAAUGACACUACUGUAGAAGAUACAAUAGAAAAGAGUAUAGUGAAUGAGCUCCAAAUGCGUCAUCAUAAUGUAGUAUAUUCAAGAAGAGCUGGAUCUGUGGUUCAGGCCAUUUUACGGACCAAGGGCAAAUGGGCUGCAGCUUCAGACUCCAGAAAGGGAGGUUAUCCUGCAGGCUACUGACCUGUAACCUACAUUGUCAAAUUAUUGUGAGCUGCUUAUUGGAGUCUAUGUUCACAUUGUCCUCAGUGGAUUUUAGCUUUCCUUUAAUACAUUUCAAGACACUUUGACUCAGGGAUCAAAUGAUGUUGUCCAUGUGUGUAAUCCCUACCUGUGGAUACAGAGACACACACUGAAUCCUGUCUUCUUCAUAAGAAAGGUAUAAAAUAGAGCAUUAAAUGAAGGUAAUCCUGCAGUUCUGCUAUACAAUUGGACCACGUCUUUAGGCCAUGUCCAGAUCACAGAAUAUGCAGGUGGGAUCACAUGAUAAUGCGGAAACUACACUGGACAAUACAAACUGUGCCUUUAUCGGUUGCUCACUUUGUGACAAUUGAAGAACUCCUUCAUUGAUUUAAGCUGUUUUGUCAUUGGAUAAAAAGGAAAAGGUUCCUUGAGGGAGAAAGAAGGAUUUGCACAUCUCUUUCUGGAGAUCAACGAAUUGUCAUCGGACAUCGAUUAUCUACUCUGGCUGACAUAAGGUCUACAUUAUGGUGGUGGAUGGAUAUGUUGCACAAUUUUGAGCCACUUUAUUGCUUUUUGAUCAUUACUUGGAAAGGAAACUUGUGUGCAUUAAUAGCUUUACAUUUUCUGGGAAACAUCUUUUAAGUAGCCACUAAAACGGUAUCAUCAAAGUCCUGUUCUGUCCAUCCACAUUUACAAUUUCAUCCAUCAAAGCCAUAAAAAUAUUUUUGGUGAAAAAAAUGAAAUUAAGAGUUAAAGGGAUUGUCCAAGUUAUCAUCAAUAGCUGGUGCUAGAAUUGUGCUGUCUUAGUCAAUGUCUAGUGCCUGUAGACCCAUGUCAAUGCGGCAUCACUAACAUAUGGAACAAGACCACUGAGGUCAAUUAUUGGUGACUGACGUGGGUAUAUUGGCACAUCAUGGCCAUGUAAGAAAAAACGUCUGGGAGGACAUGAAUAGCAGGGCAGGAACGCAACAAAGAUUGAAGGGAUGAGUCCAGCUUCUUUUUUUAUUUUAUUAUUUUCAUAUAAGUGCCAGACACUUUUUUUUUUUUUUUUUUUUUUAAAUCAACAAACGCUUUUUCUAAAGAUGAAACCUAUUUUGAACUGCCUUAUAAAUAAACAUAUAUUGGUAAAUAAAGCUACUUUACUACCUGUGGUCUUUACCUGUAGUAAAAUAUAUUCAUUAGACAGUUGAAAAUAGGUUUCAUUGUUGGAAAACCCCCUUAAAAUAAAGGAUCGGCAGAAUAAAAACCUACAACUUACAAGUGUACAAAGCCAAUGAUAUCCAGUCAAAAAGCCUAGUGUAUAUGGUCAUGAAAACAGAUAAUGUAAGUCUACUUGUAUUUUAUUUACUGACAGUAAGUGUUUUUUGGUUGUCAGCCCAUGACUGGAUACAAAUAAAUACCAUUCAGACAUAGAUAUGUGCCAGCUGCAAUUAUAGUUAUUUUAUUAACAGGUACAC